This is a messenger RNA of Dictyostelium discoideum AX4, 1821 nucleotides long. RefSeq names its product leukotriene A4 hydrolase (gene lkhA). Lineage: Eukaryota; Evosea; Eumycetozoa; Dictyosteliales; Dictyosteliaceae. The record is from RefSeq and is a predicted model, not a curated record. The coding region runs from base 1 to 1821 and encodes 606 amino acids. Gene Ontology annotation, molecular function: epoxide hydrolase activity; aminopeptidase activity; metallopeptidase activity. Gene Ontology annotation, cellular component: cytoplasm. Gene Ontology annotation, biological process: proteolysis. The transcript has 6 exons.
AUGGAUCCAUCAUCAUUAUCAAAUCCACAAGAAUGCAAAGUUACUUCAUUAAAUUUAGUAUUAUCAGUAAACUUUGAAAAAUCACAAUUACAAGGUUAUGUUGAAGUUGCCUCACAAAUUGUUAAAGAAGGUACUGAAAGUUUAAUUUUAGAUACUAAUCAAUUAGAAAUCUCUCAUUGUAAUGAUGUUACUUCAAAUCCAAUUAAUUUCAAACUUUCAGAAGAACAUAAAGUUUUUGGUAAAGCAUUAAUCAUUUCAAUUCCAGAAGGUUUAAGAUCAGUUGGUAAAGAAUUCAUUGUUAGAGUUUAUUAUAAUACCACUGUUGAUUCAAAUGCAUUACAAUGGUUAACUAAGGAUCAAACUGCUGGUAAAUUACACCCAUACCUUUUCUCACAAUGUCAAGCUAUUCAUGCAAGAUCAUUAGUCCCAUGUCAAGAUAGCCCAAGUAAUAAAGUUAAAUAUCAAGCUGAAAUCACAGUUCCAAAACCAUUAACUGCUUUAAUGAGUGCUUUAUCAACUGGUAAAACUGAAUCAACUGAUUCAAGUGUUUUCACUUUUACUCAAGAAAUUCCAAUCCCAACUUAUUUAAUUGCAAUUGUUGUUGGUGAUUUAGAAUCAAGAGUAAUUGGACCAAGAUCAAAAGUAUGGUCAGAACCAUCAAUGGUCGCAGCAGCUGAAUAUGAAUUCGCAAACACAGAGAAGUUCAUUGCUGUUGGUGAAGAUUUAUUAACUCCAUACGUUUGGGGUAGAUAUGAUAUUCUUUUACUUCCACCAUCAUUCCCAUAUGGCGGUAUGGAAAAUCCACUUUUAACUUUUGUUACUCCAACUUUAUUAGCUGGUGAUCGUUCAUUAGAAGGUGUUGUUGCUCAUGAAAUUGCUCAUAGUUGGUGUGGUAAUUUAGUAACAAAUAAAUAUUGGUCAGAAUUCUUUUUAAAUGAAGGUUUUACAGUAUUUGUUGAAAGAAAGAUUCUUGGUCGUCUUUAUGGUGAAGAAAUGUUUGAUUUUGAAGCAAUGAAUGGUUUGAAACAUCUUCAUGAUGAUGUUGAUUUAUUCACACAUAAACAUCAAGAAGAAUUGACAGCAUUAAUUCCAAAUCUUAAUGGUAUUGACCCAGAUGAUGCAUUCUCAUCUGUACCAUAUGAAAAAGGUUUCAAUCUCUUAUGUUAUCUUCAAUCAUUGGUUGGUGUUGCCGAUUUUGAAGCUUGGUUAAAAUCAUACAUUUCCAAAUUCUCUUAUCAAAGUAUUGUCGCCACCCAAAUGAAAGAUUAUUUCAUUGAAUAUUUCACAGAGAAGGGUAAAUCCGAGCAAAUCAGUGUUGUAAAUUGGAAUGAUUGGUUCAAUAAACCAGGUAUGCCAAUUGAACAAGUUGUCUUUGUUUCCCCAGCUGCUAAAGUUGCCAAGGAUUUAGCUGAAAUCACUUGGAUCAAAGAUCAAGGUGUCAAUGCAACCAAAGAUGAUAUUAAAUCAUUCAAAACUCAACAAAUCAUUCUCUUUUUGGAUACUCUCAUUCAUUCAACCUCUGAAAAACCAUUAUCAGUCGAUGUUUUAGAGAAAAUGGAUUCUCUCUAUGGUUUCACCGAUGUCGUUAAUAGUGAAUACAAAUUCAGAUGGCAAACAUUAUGUCUUCACUCUGGUUUAAAGAGAAUUGAACCAAAAGUUGUUGAAUUUUUAAUCUCUCAAGGUCGUAUGAAAUUCGUUAGACCACUCUAUCGUGAAUUAAAUAAGGUUAACCCUGAAUUGGCUAAAUCCACUUUUAAUAAAUACAAAUCUCAAUAUCAUAUUAUCGCUUCAAAGAUGGUUGCAAAAGAUUUAGGUUUAUAA